Carya illinoinensis is the source of this 1759-nucleotide messenger RNA. Its product is annotated as PI-PLC X domain-containing protein At5g67130. Gene Ontology annotation, biological process: lipid metabolic process. NCBI's taxonomy places the organism in Eukaryota, Viridiplantae, Streptophyta, Magnoliopsida, Fagales, Juglandaceae. The record is from RefSeq and is a predicted model, not a curated record. The transcript is spliced from 8 exons. The coding region runs from base 147 to 1427 and encodes 426 amino acids. Gene Ontology annotation, molecular function: phosphoric diester hydrolase activity.
AAAAAAAAUCUCAAAAGAAACUUGUCAUCUCCCCUACAGAGUAUAAACAUUCCUCUUUUGCUUUGUGACCCUCUCUCUCUCUUUCUCUCUCUCUCUCUCUUUCUCACACGCGCACAGCUUCUGAAGCUCUGCAUCGGAAGCUGCCCAUGUUGGCGUGCUUUCCGGACCACCGAAGAAUGUGCAGAGCUCCUGCUAUUGUGUACCUCUUUCUUUCCCUCUUCUUCUCUGUCCUUUUCUCCACUUCCACUGCUUGCUCGAAUGGGAAUUGCCAGGUUCUGGAAGCUUGUUCGGCUGCCACAGACUGUGGGGCAGGCCUCUACUGUGGCAACUGCCCUGCUCUGGGCAAGACUCAGCCUUUCUGCACCAGAGGCCAAGCCACCAUUCCCACUUCAAUUGUUAAUGGGCUUCCUUUCAAUAAGUAUUCAUGGGUGGUGACUCACAAUUCGUUUAGUAUUGUUGAUGCACCGCCUUUGCCGGGUGUUCAGAGACUGACAUUUUACAAUCAAGAAGACCCCGUGACUAAUCAGCUGAGAAACGGAGUGAGGGGAUUGAUGUUGGAUAUGUACGAUUUCGAUAAUGAUAUCUGGCUCUGCCACUCGUUUCGAGGGCAAUGUUUCAACUUCACUGCAUUUCAACCUGCAAUUAACACUUUGAAGGAAGUGGAAGCAUUCUUGAGUGAAAACCCAACAGAGAUUGUGACCAUCAUUAUUGAGGACUAUGUGCAAACUCCCAAAGGGUUGACAAAUCUGUUUGCCAAUGCUGGGUUGGACAAGUAUUGGUUUCCCGUGUCCAAGAUGCCCAAAAAGGGUGAAGAUUGGCCCACUGUGACUGAGAUGGUGCAAGACAAUCACCGGCUCCUAGUUUUUACUUCUGCCACUUCAAAGGAAGCGGAUGAAGGAAUUGCUUAUCAGUGGAAGUACAUGGUGGAAAAUGAAGCUGGAGAUCCUGGGGUGGUAAGAGGUUCAUGUCCUAAGAGAAAAGAGUCAAAGCCGCUGAAUUCAAGAAGUGCAUCUCUGUUCUUUCAGAAUUACUUCCCAACAAUUCCAGUUGAGGCUGAAGCUUGCAAGGAGCAUUCAACUCCACUGGCUGAGAUGGUUGGUACCUGUUACAAAGCAGCAGGGAACUCGAUGCCUAACUUCUUGGCUGUCAACUUUUACAUGAGGAGUGAUGGAGGAGGCGCGUUUGAUGCUACCGAUAGAAUGAAUGGACAGACAUUAUGUGGUUGUAGUACUGUUACUGCCUGCCAGGCUGGAGCACCUUUUGGGUCAUGCAAGAAUGUACCUGUUCCUAAUCCAAGCCCAUUAACCAAUACUGCAGGAAGCUUUACUGGAUCUGUUCAGUUCUCAAGAUCUGCUUCAACAGCCCAUUCUCCAAGUUGCUUGGUUCUUUUCUUGUUUUAUUUUCCAUUGAUGGCAGUUUUCUUAUGAUUACCACGGCUCAUUAUAGGACUAGGCAUGGGCUACUUCUUGAUGAGAGGCUAGUGUGUUAGCACGUUUAACUUAUAGUCAAAAUAGGUAUACUGCAUCCCUUGCUUAUUCAGUUGAGGGUCAAGAAAUGCUUGUUGGUGUUACGAAAUCUCAUUGUAAAGGAAGAACAUGUCAGGUUCUUGUAUUAAGGCGAAGAGGUAGGGGUUUGGACCGGAAGAAAACAAAGAUAGGAGGGAACGAGUGUACCAAGAAGUGGUUCAGGUACACAUUUUCCCUUAACACGAUAUGUGUCAGAUACCAAGAUUUUAUCAUAUCUUUUCUCUUUGCUGCCA